GUCUGUUGCCUGCCAGCGUUCUUUCGCGCAAUUUUACGGUGAUAUUCUUUCGGAAUUUAUUCGCUUCCUGAAUCCACGAUUUACAAAUAAAUAGAAACCAGAAGUUGAGCAGAAAGUUGAGUAUAGUUUCGAUAAGAUGAGUUCAUCUAAAUAUUCCGGUGCUGGUAAAAAUCCGAUGAAGCAAAUCGGCAACAAAAACGUAGGCUACCGUGUGGACAUUCUCAAAUGGAGCGAAAAAAUGGACCUGUUAGCGAUCGGAAACGACAAAGGAGAAGUAAUACUUCAUCGGCUAAAAUGGCAAAAGGUGUGGCAACUGCCACCACCUGAGGAAGGAUUGCUAGUGCGUGGGAUAGCCUGGAGGCCGCUGGAGAAAGUGAUGGCCAUUGCUUACAGUAACGGGAUUGUUUUGCUGAUAAACAUCGAAAACAAGGAGGAAAUCUAUAAUUUCAACGUCAAGGCGGAUAUCAGCUGUAUUAAUUGGACGGAUAACAAUAAAGAAGUUCCUAUCAAUGACACCAGUGGAGAUGCAAUCAAUAACUAUACCACAUUCCUGCCACCGCUACCAAGCUUGAAUUCGCUAUCGUCGACCGCCAAAUCCUGUGAAUACAACACCCUAAAGUUCUACUCAAAACAGAUUCUGAACCUUCUGAUCAUUGGCAGCUCCAACGGUUUUGUUAACCUGUCUGUAUUUGGGAUGUUGUCCUGUUGUGAUUUGGAUGUGUUUCAAACGCUCAACAUCCGACCCGAUGAGGGCACGAUUAAGGAAGUGAAAAUGAGUUCAAACUUCAAGCAGCUGUUCGUGGUCGUACAACGUGGAGGGUGGCUCGAGCUGGUUGUCUUCGAGAAUGACAUCUUGCAGCGCUACUCGACGUCGCUAAUGAAUCUGGCCAUCAAACAUGCUCACAUUCUGGGAACAAUGACCUACAUCGGGGAUACCAUUGAGUGCAUUGUCGAGGCUUGGGAGACCGUACUGCUGGAGAUGGACAACAAGCUGACAAAGUACGCCAACAGCCAACCCCAGGGAUCAAUUUCAGCGGACUUUCUGGAGCUACUUAUGUUUGGAAGUACAUCUCCAGCGCUGGAACAGUUUUUGCUGAGAGACUUGACGGAAAAAGGACUGAAAAAACUGGGGAAUAGCAUCGAGUUGAGCUAUUCCACCAUACAGAAGCUGGUGGUUAAACCACUUCACACGGCUAUCAGCAGUGUAUUUUAUCACCUGAAUUCUCUACAAGGCAUGGUGAGCAACGUCUAUUACUACAAACCAUUGCUGGGUAAUGUUACAAAGGAAGCCCUAAUAAACUGCGGAGCAUUCUUAAUCAAAGCCUAUGAACUGCAACAAACGAUCGACACCUCUACCAGAGAUUUCAAGAUAUUUUUCCGAUGGUUGUACAUAGUGAUCGUUCGUUUGAUGGACGAAACUCUGGCCGAAGAUAGCUCCUUUGUGACGCAGCAAGAGGUCAACUAUCUGGCAGAAUUUCUCAACAAUUUUGACGCAAACUAUCACGAAGCCAUGGAGGAGGAUGCUCCGAGUUCGGAGACAAAAAAGCGCAAGUUCAACUUGGAACGCGUCGGUCAGUACCUGGAGGAUAAGCCUUUGAUGUUUCCUCCCAAGGAGGACGUCUCAAAUCAGUGGACCAGACUCCUCGAGGAGAACGAGUGUCUCAAGGCUUGUCCUUUGAUCUAUCCUCACAACGAAAACAGCUCCCUUGUUCAGCAACACCACCAACUAAAAACCAGCAUCCAACAAAUCUUCGAAAAACCGGUGACCGUUAUCGGUCAAGACUUCAAGCAGAAAAGCAUCCUCUCCCUACGGAACACUGAUCCCCAGCACGGCUUCCAGCAAACCGUCACCCAGUUGGACCUAGAAGAUCGAAAUGUGUCGCUUUUCGCCAUGCUCGAUUCCGACAACAGUCUCGUCUUGACAGAAUGCAAUUCGGCCUCGAUGAUCCGCUCGAUCCGUUUACGUUUCCUGGAGAAACCCUAUUUUGACGCCCGUUUGGCGGCCAUCGGGGAUCUCACCUUCAAACACAUCCAAUUCUACAAUAUGGAAAUACUCUCGGUUUUGCUGCGGGCGCGUACUAGUGAAGGCCGCUCCAGCAGCUACUUCAUGCAGCUUGCGCUAGAUCGGAUCUGGGAAGUGCUGGAAACGAUUCCAUUGGUCAAUAACCAGAUCAUAUCCGACGCGACCGGCGGUGGAAGUUGCUGCCGUGUAGUCAACGCCUACACGCUCAUAGAGGAAGGUUCCUUGAAGCUGCUGGAGGGCAUGGAUGCCGGAAAGAUUGCCGUGUCCGGCUCGAGGAAUAUGACUUCGGUGGUGUCCGAAUCUCAACGAACCAUCCGGAUAUACGACAUGGAUCCACAGGAAGAGGAAGACGAUCUGUUGGACAUAUCGCGAGAUAAUAGCAGUUUAGAUAAUAGUAAGGAAUCUAUACAAUCUUGAAAUUAUUAAUACAAACAAUCACAGGCUGA
Messenger RNA from Aedes albopictus (Asian tiger mosquito), 2469 nucleotides. It is a transcript of the gene APC4, whose product is annotated as anaphase-promoting complex subunit 4. The transcript is spliced from 4 exons. Gene Ontology annotation, molecular function: protein binding. Gene Ontology annotation, cellular component: anaphase-promoting complex; nuclear periphery. Lineage: Eukaryota; Metazoa; Arthropoda; Insecta; Diptera; Culicidae. Gene Ontology annotation, biological process: anaphase-promoting complex-dependent catabolic process; protein K11-linked ubiquitination. The record is from RefSeq and is a predicted model, not a curated record. The coding region runs from base 137 to 2440 and encodes 767 amino acids.